CUGGAAGUUUCCGAUUAAGGCCGGUUUACCCAUAAUGCACUGCGCCGUGGCUUCCUUUCUUCUCGGGUGUGUGGUGGCGGUCUAAAAUGUCGCUACUGGAAGGUCCCUUAAACGUGCUCGGCCAGAGAACGACUGGCGAGUCGGUUCGCACUCAAAAUGUCAUGGCCGCAGCAUCCAUUGCCAACAUUGUCAAGAGCUCCCUUGGCCCAGUGGGUCUUGAUAAGAUGUUGGUGGACGACAUUGGGGACGUGACCAUCACCAAUGAUGGUGCUACCAUCCUGAAGUUGCUGGAAGUGGAGCACCCAGCUGCUAAGGUCCUCUGUGAGCUGGCUGACCUGCAGGACAAGGAGGUCGGGGAUGGGACCACUUCGGUGGUCAUUCUUGCUGCAGAGUUGCUGAAGAGCGCGGAUGAAUUGGUCAAGCAGAAGAUUCACCCAACGUCUGUCAUCAGUGGAUACCGCCUGGCUUGCAAGGAGGCGGUGCGCUACAUCAACGAAAACCUCACCAUUGGGACAGACGACCUAGGCAGGGAGUGCUUACUCAACGCAGCCAAGACCUCCAUGUCCUCCAAGAUCAUUGGAGUUGACGCAGACUUCUUCGCCAACAUGGUGGUGGACGCCGCUCUGGCUGUCAAGUUCGUGGACGGAAAGGGUAUAGCCAAAUAUCCCAUCAACUCCGUCAACGUGCUGAAAGCGCACGGUCGCAGCCAGAAGGAGAGUUUCUUGGUGAACGGGUAUGCGCUCAACUGCACCGUGGGAUCGCAAGGCAUGAUAAAGCGUGUGGUCAACGCCAAGAUCGCCUGCCUGGACUUCAGUCUGCAGAAGACUAAGAUGAAGAUGGGGGUCCAAGUCGUCAUCAACGACCCUGAGAAGCUUGACCAGAUCCGACAAAGGGAGUCUGACAUCACCAAGGAAAGGAUCCAGAAGAUUCUGGCGUCCGGGGCCAAUGUGGUGUUGACCACUGGUGGCAUUGAUGACAUGUGCCUGAAGUACUUUGUGGAUGUGGGGGCCAUGGCAGUAAGGAGAGUUCUCAAGAAGGACCUCAAACGCAUCGCCAAAGCCACGGGCGCCAUCCUUUGCCCGUCUCUGACCAACUUGGAGGGAGAGGAGACGUUUGAGGCCACUAUGCUGGGCCAAGCCGAGGAAGUCGUGCAGGAACGCGUCUGUGAUGACGAACUCAUUCUUGUCAAGAACACCAAAGCACGUACGUCAGCCUCCAUCAUUCUACGUGGCGCCAAUGACUUCAUGUGUGAUGAGAUGGAGCGUUCACUGCACGACGCACUCUGCGUGGUCAAAAGGGUGCUGGAGUCAAAGUCUGUGGUCCCAGGAGGGGGCGCUGUGGAGGCGGCGCUGUCAAUUUAUCUGGAGAAUUACGCUACUAGCAUGGGCUCCCGAGAGCAGCUGGCCAUCGCCGAGUUUGCCCGGUCGCUCCUCGUCAUCCCAAAAACGCUGGCAGUGAACGCAGCGCAGGACUCUACAGACCUAGUGGCUAAACUGCGAGCCUUCCACAACGAAGCUCAAGUUAAUCCUGAACGCAAAAAUCUGAAGUGGAUCGGCCUUGACCUGUUGAACGGCAAACCCAGGGACAACCGCCAGGCCGGCGUGUACGAGCCCACCAUGGUUAAGACCAAGAGCCUCAAAUUCGCCACCGAGGCGGCCAUCACCAUCCUGCGUAUCGACGACCUCAUCAAGCUGUUCCCCGAGCCGAAGGAGGGCGGCCAGUCGUACAGGGAUGCUGUGCAGUCCGGAUCUCUGGAGGGUUAACCAAGAGGCUGACAGGUCAACCUUGUUUCCUUACCUACGGAACUCUUCCUGGCUGUCACUCCAGUGUAGGCUUCGCACUUUGCCUGUUUAGUGUGUGUGUGUGUGUGUGUCCCCUCCCCCCACUUAAUAAAAACUCCAUAAUGAC
Doryrhamphus excisus (bluestripe pipefish) is the source of this 1908-nucleotide messenger RNA. It is a transcript of the gene tcp1, whose product is annotated as t-complex 1. Gene Ontology annotation, biological process: protein folding. Lineage: Eukaryota; Metazoa; Chordata; Actinopteri; Syngnathiformes; Syngnathidae. The record is from RefSeq and is a predicted model, not a curated record. Gene Ontology annotation, molecular function: ATP-dependent protein folding chaperone; ATP hydrolysis activity; ATP binding.